UUUGCUGUCAAACAGAGGAGAACUUUACGUUGCUUUGUGUUUUUUUCGUGUUUAUAAACUUUUCCGUUUAUUUUUAUUGCAUGAAUUAAUUAUUUUAGAGAUCUUCUAUAGAAUUGUAUAAUGCCUAAACAUUGUGUGUUAGUGACCAAGUUUGCAGCGUAAAAAUGGAAACUACCCCGCUUAUCACAAGGCCUAAGAAGAAAUCCUUAUGGUCAAGGUUAUUGUUCUCAAGAUUCCGGACUAAAGAGUUGAGCUCUAGAAUUAUUUAUUUAGGACAGAUUCCUGAAGAAGAGUAUCCUCCCAACUAUGUCUGUAAUCAAAAAUACAACAUCAUCACAUUUCUGCCUCUGGUGCUGUACGAACAGUUCAAAUUCUUCCUCAACAUGUAUUUCCUGGUGAUGGCAGUGAGCCAGUUUAUUCCCAGCAUCCGUAUUGGGUAUUUGUACACAUAUUGGGGUCCGCUGUGUUUUGUACUGGCUGUUACACUGUUUAGGGAGGCUGUUGAUGACUUUAGAAGAUUUAGGAGGGACAGAGAAGUCAACAGACAACGUUAUGAACGAAUAGUACUAGACUCACCUGUAGACGGAUACAGGCCAUUCAUCACAGAACAGGUGUCUGCAUCGGCCCUCCGUGUUGGAGAUAUAGUAAUGCUUCACAAGGGUCAACGUGUGCCAGCAGACAUGAUUCUAUUACGAACCAAUGAAACUAUGGGCACAGUAUUCAUACGCACAGACCAACUUGAUGGAGAAAUUGAUUGGAAAUUGAGAAUCCCCUUGCCUUCAACACAAAAGCUACCCACCGAUGCUCACCUACUCGACAUCAACGCUAAGAUAUUCGUCGAGAAGCCGGAGAAAGACAUACAUUCGUUUAUCGGGACUUGCACAAGACUGGAUGAGGAGGAAAUGGACUCGCUAGAUAUUGAGAACACUCUGUGGAGUGGCAGUGUGGUGGCAUCUGGACAGGCUACUGGACUGAUCAUAUACACAGGCAGCGAGACCCGCAGCGUGAUGAACAACGCAGCGCCCAGAUCUAAAGUGGGAAGACUGGACCUGCAAGUGAACAACUUGACCAAAGUGCUGUUUGUGGCCACAGUCAUGAUCUCAGUCCUCCUGAUCGUGCUGAAAGGCUUCAACGGGCCCUGGUUUGGGUUCUUAUUCCGAUUCGUGCUACUGUUUUCGUAUAUCAUUCCUAUCAGCUUACGAGUAAACCUGGAUAUGGGCAAGGCGUUCUACUCGUGGACAAUCCAGCGCGACAAGCAGAUAGAAGGCACGGUCAUGAGGUCCACCACCAUACCUGAAGAACUCGGCAGGAUACAGUACCUCCUAGCAGACAAGACUGGAACCCUCACGAAGAAUGAGAUGGUCUUCCAGAAACUACAUUUAGGAAACGCGCUGUUUGAUAAAAAUAACUUUCAUGAGGUGGAAGCUCUCCUAACCCAAUACAUAACCAACGAAGAGCCCUCCUUACCAACGUCGCCCACAGGCGAAGGGGGCGAAGUCCUAGCGCCUACGCCGCGACAAGUGUGGCAGUGUGUGAUCGCGUUAGCACUAUGCCAUAACGUUACACCUGUGUAUGAGGUGGAAGAGAGACAAGUCGAUGAUUCGCAGUCGGACAUGGCAAGCUCUGUGGUGUCGGAGAGCUGUGGCGGCGCGGUGCCGCAGCAGCAGCUGUGCGACUACCAGGCCGCCAGCCCCGACGAGGUGGCGCUCGUCAAGUGGACUGACAUGGUGAGUGCUCGGCGUCGCCCUGUGCGCCCGGCCCUUGCACAGUGCCUGUGUCGCGGCAGCAGCUGUGCGACUACCAGGCCGCCAGCCCCGACGAGGUGGCGCUCGUCAAGUGGACUGACAUGGUGAGUGCUCGGCGUCGCCCUGUGCGCCCGGCCCUUGCACAGUGCCUGUGUCGCGGCAGCAGCUGUGCGACUACCAGGCCGCCAGCCCCGACGAGGUGGCGCUCGUCAAGUGGACUGACAUGGUGAGUGCUCGGCGUCGCCCUGUGCGCCCGGCCCUUGCACAGUGCCUGUGUCGCGGCAGCAGCUGUGCGACUACCAGGCCGC
Molecule: messenger RNA, 2053 nt
Organism: Ostrinia nubilalis (European corn borer)
Lineage: Eukaryota; Metazoa; Arthropoda; Insecta; Lepidoptera; Crambidae
Product: probable phospholipid-transporting ATPase IIB
Exons: 9
Coding region: 165-1853 (562 amino acids)
Biological process (GO): endocytosis; phospholipid translocation; retrograde vesicle-mediated transport, Golgi to endoplasmic reticulum
Cellular component (GO): plasma membrane; trans-Golgi network; endosome
Molecular function (GO): ATP binding; ATPase-coupled intramembrane lipid carrier activity; ATP hydrolysis activity
Source: RefSeq, a predicted model, not a curated record